CGAGCGCGAGCAGCAGUGAGGUCAUACGAUUGGUAUCAGAGUGGUGGAAGUUGUUCAAGUGGUGCUGGUGGUUCUACUUCUUCUUGGGCCUAACUGUUACCCCUUUGGCUUGACCUUGUCUCUCUCUUCCAAUAUUUCACAAGAUCCGACGUUGUUGCCUGUGCAACCAUUCGUGCCGUGGUGAGAUUCAGCUACCUGCUACGCUCCAAAAUCAAACUGUGCCAGUGCUCUGUUGUACACAGUUCAGUGCAUGAUUCAGCUACCUGCCACUCAAUGCUCCAAGGCCAAGCUGUGCCAGUGCUCUGUUACACACAGUUCAGUGCAUGAUUAUAAGUGCUUCUGAAGAAGUAAUGUGAUAAGAUGGCCUUUUGCAUGAAGGAAUCACUCAAUUCUAUUGCUGUAAUUGGAAGGCAGAUUAGAACUCUGAAUUCAACUUCUUCUUUUAAGACAAAGUUAUGGUAUAGUACUGCAGCCAAGCCUGUUCAUGAGCCACAAGAAGGGCCAGGUCCUGUUACCAAGCAGAGCUACAAGUUUGUAGUAGUUGGAGGAGGAACUGGAGGGCUAGCUGCUGCAAGCUUUUUAUCUAGAAAGUUUGGACAAGGACAUGUUGCAGUGAUUGAGCCUGCCGAGCAACAUUUCUACCAGCCAAUGUGGACAAUGGUUGGUGGAGGGAUCAAAACUAAGGAGCAGUCAAUGCGCCCCAUGGCAUCUGUCAUGCCUAAAAAAGUAGACUGGAAGAAAGACAAAGCUGUCACCUUUGACCCGGAGAACAAUCUUGUAACUACAUCGAGUGGUAUCAACUUAGAAUACGAGUACCUGGUUGUUGCUAUGGGACUGCAGUUGAAUUUUCAUGCUAUGAAAGGUCUUACUGAAGCCCUGGCUGAAGAUCCAAUGGUAUGCUGUAACUACUCUUAUGACACGGUAGACAAGACUUACAAGGCAUUGCAGAACUUUAAGGGUGGUAAUGCCAUCUUUACCUUCCCAAGUACACCAGUUAAAUGUGCUGGAGCUCCACAGAAAGUCAUGUACCUCACAGAAGAUUACUUCAGAAAGAAUGGUAAACGGGAUCAAGCGGAGGUGAUGUACAUCACUCCUCAGGCCGUUAUAUUUGGUCCACCCAAGUAUGCUGAAUGUCUGAGGAAGGUUUGUGAUAAGAGAGGUAUCAAGGUUCAUUACAAACAUAAACUGGUUGAGAUCAGACAUGACAAGAGAGAAGCAGACUUUGAACUUGAGAGUGGUGAAAUCGUCACUUUCCCUUAUGCGAUGAUCCAUGUUCCUCCUCCCAUGGGACCUCCAGAUGUUCUUAAGGCUAGUCCACUGGUUGAUCAGACUGGUUUUCUAACUGUCAACAAGACUACCUGUCAACACACCAAGUAUCCCAACAUCUUUGGUCUUGGUGAUUGUACUGAUAUACCAACAUCCAAGACAGCUGCUGCUGUAGCUGCUCAGACUGGCACUCUGAAGAAAACCCUGUCAUCGGUCAUGAAUGGACACAAGCCUCAAGCAAGUUAUGAUGGUUACUCAUCCUGUCCUCUGGUUACUGGAUAUGGAAAGCUGAUCUUAGCCGAGUUUGAUUUUAACUUGGAUGCCUUAGAAACCUUCCCAUUGGAUCAGGGCAAGGAGAGACGUCUCAUGUACCACUUGAAGAAAGAUAUAAUGCCAGAACUCUACUGGAAUGGACUCAUCAAGGGACUGUGGAAUGGACCUGGUGCAUACAGAAAGUUGAUGCAUCUUGGAAUGUCCAAAUAAUCUAUGUGAGCUGAUUGUAAAUGAAACAACUAAGUGAGUGUUAUGUUGGCACAUUCCAUUGAAUGAAACUGUGGGAGACCAGUCGGCUGUAAAAUUCUGAGCAUUUUGAAAGAGUUCUUGAAAGAGCAGUAGACCCAAGAUGAUUUAUUCUGAAUCUAAUGAUAAAUUUGUGGUCUUGAAGUCCAGUAAGAAAUAUUUGGCUGUGACUCCGGUUAGAUGAGCCUUUUGAAUUGGGAAGAAAGGAGUUCAUCUAUAUGGACAUAAAGGUUGUCAAGUCUCUUAAAAGGACUAAAAAUAAAAACAUUAAAAAACUUUUGACUUGUAUGUUUUAAGUAGCUUUCAGAAUGUCAACAAUACUUUGUACCUUUCUGGGUUUUUUUUAAUAGGUGUAAUAAAAAAAAGGGUCUUCAUUACUCCUAACCAUUAAUCUUGUGAACAAUCUGCAUAGUAGCGUGCAUUUUGAAAAUUUCUUUCAAGUGAAUAUCUUGCAUGACAGAUAUCUUUAAUAAUUGACAUUAGUUGUUUAAGGAAGUUUAGUCAAACUUUUCAAUCCAUAAAUAAGGCACAGCCAGAAUUGACAAAAAUUUAUACUUCAGAAAUUUGAUUAUGGAUAGUCCACAAUUUAAAAAAAAAUGGAAGUUUGUGCAUUCUGUAUGUAGUGGGAGAGAUGAAAAUGUUUGAUAUGGUUUUUCUAUGCCUAAGGAGUAGAAGUAGUCAGUUGGAAAAAAAUAUAAAAUAAAAGGAGCCCUGGUAUCCAAAUGUGAGGAAGGUCUUACAUAUUCACAAGAGUUUUUGAAGCUUUCAUCAAAUACUUCAUUGAUGUAUGUACAAUCCAUGUUGUCCAAACUCUGACACAAGUUAUCUUUUCUUUAUGAAUGGUUGAAAGCUUUGUACUUCCAACUAUGACAUUUUCUUCCUUUUCAAUUUUGAGAUAUAUACCUUUUAUCCAAAUAAAACAUCAAUGUAACUUGAAAAUUUACAUGUAUAUUUUACUAGAAAAUUAAAUUCUAACUUUUUUACUGCAAGAGGUAUUUUGAGGGGCAAAUUUGCUCUCCCAGUGGCUCAAGCUACCCAACUCACACCGAAAUGUGUUGUUGAAUGUAUACACACAUAUGAAUUUCAUAUUCCAAUUAUUUUAUUACAAUCAAUUAAAGUCUUUUGUAAUGGUAUCUCUCAGCAGCCCUUAAUGCUUUGAUGGUCUUCCAAUUAUGGUCAUUGUAAUUUACUAAAUAUGAAUAUCGCAUUUUGCAGAAUGUGUCGAUGAAUCAUAAAAAGAAAGAAAACUACAGAAGACUGCCUGAAGAUAUGGCAAUAUGUGAUCAUUUCAAUCUUUAUAUUUCAAAUAUUUUGUUUCUAUUUAGUAAUGCAUAUUUUGUGAAUCAAAAAAGUCAACAUCGAAAUCAGUUUCAAAUUUUAGUAAAUAUAUUAUUCUCCUUUCUUUGAGUGAUUAGUAUACUUGUUUGAUUUGCUAUUAAAUGGGAAUUGAAUAUAAUUGUGAUUGAAUCUAAGUCUUGAAAUCAACAGUACUGUUUGUGCAUGUACAAUGCAUGAAUUAAGGAUGCCUUCAGAAGUGUUCUGGUGUGUCAGACCAAAUGCAAUGUGUAGUAUUUUGUGCAGACAUAAAAGCUGUCAUUCCCAUGCAACUGCUUGUCUCCUACAUGUUUAUAUUGUAUUAUAAUAUUACUCAGAUAUACCAUCACAUUCUUAACUUCUUUGAAUUAUGUUUACAGAGAAUACAUACAUUACAUCAAUGUAACAAAUACUGCCUUUAUCAAUUUAUGAUCUAUGCAAAUUGCUAAAACUUCCAUUUGAAUAGCCUAAGAAAUUGUAAAAGAAAUACCAGGAGUGGAUUUUUUAUAACUUAAUUAUCUAUGAAAAGAUUGAUUACUUACAUAAUUAUGUAUGAUAGAGGCCUUGUAUGAUAUUCACAAGGCAUAGUUUUUUUUAGGUUUGUCUCAAUUGACAUAGCAUUUUGCCAAUUUUGAAUUUAGCUUUCUAGUUGCCCCUUUUUCACACAUAUACACUUGUUAAUUCUAACUUGUGUUUUUACUCAAAGUAUAGAGAAAAUGAACUAGUGCUCCUUGUAUUCAAGACUUCCAAAAUGAAAUAUGUAUUGAUAAUCAGUGCUUAUAUUGUAAGAUUUACUACAUGAAAGAAAUGAUAUUAGAGUUCUCUUGUGUGAAAAUGAUAGUAUGUGGGUCCAGGUUUUUAAAAAACAAAGCAGAUAUGUUUGUUUUUUUCGUGUUAUUGUCAGAACCCAAAUUUUAUUUUAAUUUGGUGCUUGUGCAAAUGUGCUGGCAUGUUCAUUUUGCAAUUACUGUAUAGAUAUAUCAAAAUUUUCAGACAAAAUGCAGAGGUUAGAGACUUGAUCAUAUAACUAAUCUUUAAAUGUUAUAUGAAAUUAUAUUUUUCAAUGAGACUUAUAUAUUGCCUUAUCAAUUAUUAGAUUAUGCUAUUUUGGUCAGUUUGAAGAUGAGUAUGAUAAUUACGUAAAGAGAUGUUAAUGGUUCAUAUGAAUAUCCGAUUCUUGUGAUAAAAAACAGUUCAGAAACUUCUUCAUCUGCCCUUAUUCCUUCUUCCAGCUGCUUCAAACAAAGAAUGCCAUGAAUUGAACAAGAUCUUUCUCUAUACAAACACUGUGAAUCCAUGCUAUUCUUGUCAGCAAUUUAUAAUAUGAGAUCAUCAAGAAGUGCUGAAGUGCUUCUUUAGUGCACAUCAAUCUAAUAGCAGCUGGAAACUUUACAAAUAACAGACUUUAUUUUUUCACUAGAAGACUUCUUAGUGGCUGCAAAGCAAUGUGUGCUUUUGCCAAAUAGAAAUGAACUUUAGUUGUGCUAAAUAUUUAUUACUUUUCUAAUCUAGCUGUUUUAAAAAUGGCAAUCAAAAUACCAUACAAGAUUUUAUUACAUAUACAA
Molecule: messenger RNA, 4664 nt
Organism: Lytechinus variegatus (green sea urchin)
Lineage: Eukaryota; Metazoa; Echinodermata; Echinoidea; Temnopleuroida; Toxopneustidae
Product: sulfide:quinone oxidoreductase, mitochondrial-like
Exons: 12
Coding region: 361-1749 (462 amino acids)
Cellular component (GO): mitochondrion
Molecular function (GO): FAD binding; sulfide:quinone oxidoreductase activity
Source: RefSeq, a predicted model, not a curated record